Messenger RNA from Paramecium pentaurelia, 549 nucleotides. NCBI's taxonomy places the organism in Eukaryota, Ciliophora, Oligohymenophorea, Peniculida, Parameciidae. The record is from the annotation of a GenBank genome assembly.
UCAUGGGUCGUAUGUAAGCUAAGGGAAAGGGAAAGGGUAUUUCUGGCUCAGCCCUUCCAUAUAAGAGAAAAGCACCAAAAUGGUUGACAUUAUCCUCAAAAUCCAUCCUUGAUCAAAUUGUUAAUUUAGCAAAGAAAGGUUUUAAUUAAUUCUUAAUAUUUCGUUCAGGUCUUAAUGCUUCAUAAAUUGGUGUUUAUUUAAGAGAUCAAUAAGGUAUUCCUUAAACCAGAUUUUUAACUGGAUAAAAGAUUUUGAGAAUCCUUAAAAAGAGAGGUAUUUUUUAUUCAAUAUUAUUAGGAUGUGCUCCUAAAAUUCCUGAAGACUUAUAUGCCUUGAUUAAGAAGGCUGUUUAAAUCAGAAAGCAUUUAGAAAAGAAUAGAGGUGAUGUGACAAGCAAAUUCAGAUUAAUUUUGGUUGAAAGCAGAAUUCAUAGACUUAGUAGAUAUUACAGAAGAACCUAAAAGUUACCAUCAAACUGGAAAUAGUAAUAAUAAUAUUUAAUAAUUAAGUGUCUCAAAGACUGCAUCUGCCUUAAUUGGUUAAUGAGUU